Messenger RNA from Aspergillus welwitschiae, 3048 nucleotides. RefSeq lists its product as uncharacterized. Gene Ontology annotation, molecular function: ATP binding; ATP hydrolysis activity; ABC-type transporter activity. The record is from RefSeq and is a predicted model, not a curated record. Gene Ontology annotation, biological process: transmembrane transport. The coding region runs from base 1 to 3048 and encodes 1015 amino acids. Gene Ontology annotation, cellular component: membrane. The transcript has 6 exons. NCBI's taxonomy places the organism in Eukaryota, Fungi, Ascomycota, Eurotiomycetes, Eurotiales, Aspergillaceae.
AUGGAAUUCUCGCGGUGUGUUGACGACUCCUCUUUCGGGCCGGUAGUUAAUCGAUGUCGAGAUAAUUUUGAUUUCACGCUGAAGUUUGAACUGCUGUUCUUCUCCAUCAUUCCUGCGUCGAUUUUCAUAGGUCUUUCAAUCCCACGACUUGCUUACCUGGCCCCGAAGCGUGUCCUGGCUGUCAUCGUCUCAUACGUCGCUCUUCAUGUUUCCCUUCUGAUUUUCAGCAUCGACUUGGGUCGCUCUCGGCUGUCAAGUCUCUUCAUCUCGUCAGAGGCCCUCACCCUGGGUGCCGCUGCCUGCAUCGCCACCCUUUCCUAUCUCGAGCACUACCGAUCGCCGCGCCCUUCCAUCCUACUGAACGCGUAUCUCUGCAUUUGCAUUCUCCUGCACAUCGCACAAUGUCGAACAUUGUGGCUCUCUGCUUCAUCGAAGCAAGAUGCCAUCUUCACCAAGAUAUUCACUGUAGCGGUCUCGAUAGAAGCUGUCAUGGUUGUCCUAGAAUCCCGUCAGAAGACCCGCUGGCUGGCAAAAGAUACCAAAGGAUGCGGACCUGAGGAGACCAGUGGGCUCUACAGUCUCAGCACGUUUACGUGGCUCAACCAAUUGUUCUGGGCUGGCUACAUGAAAGUGCUUGGUCUUGACGAUCUCUUACCACUAGAUAAGGAAAUGGAUGUGAGACGUCUGCACGCGCGGUUUAUGAAGCACGCAGGAGAGACGUUGCACGGUCAAAAGCAUGGCCUGGUAAUCGUCUUAACAAAGACCUUACUAGUUCCCCUCCUCCUCCCGAUUGGGCCCAGACUUGCAGUGACGGGGUUUACCUUUUGCCAGGCCUUCCUUAUCCAGUCAGUUCUCCACUUUCUCGAGGACAGGCCAGAAGAAUCCCAAAACCUAGGGUAUGGACUCAUCGGUGCUACAAUCUUAAUAUAUUCUGGGAUAGCGAUAGCCACAUCCUGGUAUUGGUACUGCCACGAGCGAUGUCUCUACAUGGCGCGCGCCUGUCUCGGCUCGGCUAUCUUUCAGAAGACGACAGAAUCUCGGUUAGAAGUGGCUGGACAGUCGAGUGCAAUCACUCUCAUGAGUACAGACAUUGAACGGAUUCUCAAGGGUUUCCUAAACCUCCAUGAGUUCUGGGCCAACCUGGUUGAAGUGGCACUCGCCAGCUGGUUGCUUCAGCGAGAACUAGGAGUUGCAUUCAUCGCCCCAAUCUGUCUUGUUGUUGUCUCGGUCGUAUCUAUUACCUUCCUUAGACGGUUCAUAGGAGGUCGUCAAAGAGCAUGGAUGGAGCAAAUUCAAAAGCGCGUGGCGCUCACAGCAACGGUAAUCGCAUCUAUGAGGCACCUAAAGAUCGCCGGGCUCGUCGAUCCUGUAGAAGCUGCGGUUCAAAAACUGCGCCUUCACGAACUACACGUUGGCAGGGGAUUUAGGCGGCUUCAAAUCGGGGCGUUAUUCCUCGCUUUCUUGCCCAACCUUCUUGCUCCUCCCAUAACUCUAGCUGCUACCGGGCUUAAUCUAAGCACUCUUACGAUUUUCACGUCCAUCGCCUAUCUCACGCUUUUGACAAUCCCGUUAAGUGAUGUCUUCCGAUCGGUGGCACCGCUCAUGUCGGCACUGACCUGCCUUGGGCGUAUUCAGGCUUUCCUAGAAGACAAAUCACACCUCGACUUGCGGAUAUUGACUAAGAGGCCUGAUCUUGCAAAGCCUGCUAGCCCGGCAUCGCCAAGUGGCCCCAUUCUUGAAAUCAUAGAUGGCGAGUUCGGGUGGCAGGAGGACCAGGAAAGCACGGUUAAGAAUAUCAACAUGAGGGUCCAUCGAGCCAGUCUCACCGUGGUUGUCGGACCGGUCGCCUCCAGAUGUUGCUGUGGUCAUCGUGCGCAUUUCCUUGACACCGGUAGGGGUAUUGCAACCAUACGCGCAUUUGGGUGGACGGAUGAGCAGAUCCGAAUCAACCAGGAGCUAUUGAACACUUCGCAACGCCCUACCUAUCUUCUUGCGAUGAUACAGCGCUGGUUGUUGUUUAUCCUUAACAUUUUUGUUCUAGUAUUCGCAGUUCUCGCCGUUGCACUCUCAACCCAAUUGCAUGAUAACACAGGAUUCACAGGGUCGGGCUUGCUCACACUCAUGCAGCUCGGGCAAUUCAUGACCUCGAUGGUUCAAUGCUAUGCGAAGUUGGAGACGUCCAUGGGGGCUGUGAGUCGGCUCAAGGCAUUUCGCGACAAUACACCGUCCGAGAUCAUGGACACUGACAACAUUACACCAUCACCAUCUUGGCCCUCUAAGGGUCGAGUUGAGGUGCAUGGAGUAUCUGCUUCUUACCAGACUUCUGAGAGCGCGCCGCAUAACCUAGCCUUGCAUGAGCUUAACCUUGCUAUUGAGCCGGGAGAAAGAGUGGCUAUAUGUGGCCGUACUGGAAGCGGCAAGUCAUCAAUCCUUCUUCUUCUUCUCCGCUUGCUGGACCCCCUUCCAUCUUCGGCGCAGAACAUCACCAUCGACGGCGUACCGUUGCACCAGGUCGAUCGCUCAAUUCUCCGCCAGCGUAUCAUUGCCAUACCUCAGGACGUGAUAUUCCUUCCCGACGGUACCUCUUUCAAAGAAAAUCUCGAUCCCUUCGGCCUGUGCUCGGAGGUCGAAUGUCAGUCCAUCCUACAGGAUCUUGACUUCCAGGGUCAGAAGCAACUGUUCAGCAUUGCUCGUGCGGUCUUGAGGAGGCGGGCGCGCUCACGGCAGCAGGCUGAAAUGGGUCUGCACACAACCGUGCGCAAAUCUGGAGUUCGAGAGUCAGGAGGGGGGAUACUGCUGCUUGAUGAAGUGAGCUCUAGUGUUGAUAUGGAGACGGACCGGGCAUUGCGGAAGGUGAUUGAUAGGGAAUUUGCCGGAUAUACCAUUAUCAUGAUCUCACAUCGUCUGGAGGUCGUCUUGGACUUUGACCGCGUCCUUGUGCUGGACUCCAGCCAUCUAGUUGAGGAAGGGAAGCCGAAAGACCUGGCUCGAAAGGAAAAUAGCCGCUUUCGUGAGCUAUUGGUGGCAGCCAGUCAGGAUGGCGUGUGA